UUGAAGAGUAUCGAUAAUAAUAAUAAUAAUAACGCCGAACUCAAACAGCUACGACGUGAGGCUGUUCCCUCACCAAAUGACAAGACAAGACAAGUUGCAGAACAACCCGCACACGUGGAUACCGCCGUAAAUACCCCAGUGGUGGCUAAUUCAAAUGAUGAUGGAACAUUCGCCCAGGAACUAGAAAUGAGGAUUACAUUGGAAGAGGCGAUUAUGGAAACGCGCAAUACGCCUCUUGAAAAUCGACCGCGACUUCCCCGCAUAGCCCUAAGAAGGCGGAAUCAGGCUGUCGUGAGGGCUCUGAACCCAAUGCUGGUGACCUAUUUGGAAGCCAGCCGGUACCUUUGCGAUACGGACUCAAUUCUUUUUGGCGCCACGCUGGCAGUCUGCCGUAUCAUAGGCGCCAAGGUUUCCACGGCUGGACACGCUACUGGCCAAAGCAGCGUUAUUCCAGCAUAG
Molecule: messenger RNA, 459 nt
Organism: Parnassius apollo (apollo)
Lineage: Eukaryota; Metazoa; Arthropoda; Insecta; Lepidoptera; Papilionidae
Source: the annotation of a GenBank genome assembly